AAUGGAUUUUUUGAGAAAUAGAGAGAUUAUGGAAAUGUGCCAAAUUUUAGCCGAACAAGAACAAUUAAAAGUAACCAUUCAGGAGUCUGUAAAAGCAGGAUUUUUAGCAGGGUGUGGUGCAAUUAUGGGAGGAUUAAUGGGUGGGCCUAUAGGAAUUGCAUUAGGUGGAACUUUGGGAUCCAUAACAGGAGCUUGGUGCUCUAAAGGUAAAUUUAAAUCCGUUGCGGAAAUCUUGAGAAACGAUCUAAGUCCUAAUCAACAACAAAAACUUAUAAAACACGUCAAGGCUGCUUUACAAAAGAUUCGACCCGAAGAUUGGGUUUCUCUGCUAACUAUAGUUUUAACUAGUGCAUCUUUAAAAGAAAUCGUUAUUAAAGAAAUUGGAACAUUUUUGCUGAAUGAAUUAAAUUUAACUAUGGUUGAGGGAAUUAAAGAAAAAUAAUUGUGUACAAAUUAACUUGAAAAAUUUAGUAAGGUGAUAAUUAUAUAAUAAGUAUUUUUUAUGAAUAAAUUUUAAAUAGUAA
Molecule: messenger RNA, 524 nt
Organism: Diorhabda sublineata
Lineage: Eukaryota; Metazoa; Arthropoda; Insecta; Coleoptera; Chrysomelidae
Product: protein C19orf12 homolog
Exons: 2
Coding region: 2-442 (146 amino acids)
Source: RefSeq, a predicted model, not a curated record